This is a messenger RNA of Pristis pectinata (smalltooth sawfish), 729 nucleotides long. RefSeq names its product proline-rich protein 36-like. Lineage: Eukaryota; Metazoa; Chordata; Chondrichthyes; Rhinopristiformes; Pristidae. Bases 76 to 729 code for a protein of 217 amino acids. The transcript has 2 exons. The record is from RefSeq and is a predicted model, not a curated record.
GCGCGGUGGAAGCAGAAGCACCUCCAGGGCUCACCCCUGGAGGGGCAGGAACCAGAGGCUGCCUCCGGUCCAGACAUGAGGGUCCCUGUGGUCUCUGGGGGCCCGCGGGUGCUGGGGGAGGUCGAGGAGGAGGGGGAGGUGCCGGAGGCCGAGGUUCCCUCCGAGAUAGAGGUCACCAUGCCUCCACACCCCAGCGGGAUGAAGCGGCGCCGGCACGUGUCCGAGGGGUCGGAGGGAGAGGGGUCGCCCGAGGGGGGGGAUCUGGUCCCGGUGAAGGCUGUGUGCGCGGCCGGCGACCCCCCGGAGCCGGUGGGCGUCGCUGAGGGGCCUGACUUGGUUUCUGUCGGGGUCGCGCCCCCUGUGUCGGUGGGCGGUCCUGCGGUGCAGGUGGGACCGUCGGAGGGUGAGGACCCACCCUCGGUCGAGGCCGCGUGCCUGGAGUGCGCACCUGCCGGGGAGGGGGUCGGCCCCGACGAGGGCCCCGUGGAACCGGGGUUUCCUGAGGGGCGGACAGUGGCGGGGGUGGUGGUCUCCCAGCUCGUGGCCGCCAUCAAGGCCAGGAGUCCCGAGAGGGUGCGUUCUGCCCCCGUGUCUGAGGGGAGGUGGAGUGCCCCUGGGUCGCCUGCCCACUCAGUUACGCCGUGCGGAUGUGCCCCUGUGAGUGGGGAGGGUGGAGACCCUCCCGGUGCUGCCGGAGGGGGUCAGAGCAGGACGCGUCUGCGGUCGUGA